UUAUCUCUCUAGCUAGCUUCUUGAGUAUAUAUAUCUUCUUAUCUGAAUUCCAAAACAAUUCACAUAAAAUGGCUGCAUACUGGCCUGAGCCGAUUGUUUCCGUGCAAGCCUUGUCCCAAACCGGCGUAACAACUGUACCAAGCCGGUAUGUGAAACCUUUUCACCAGAGACCGGUCCUGAACUCCUCCCAACCCGAUGCUGAGAUAGAAAUCCCCGUGCUGGAUAUGUCCAACGUGUGGGGGAAGCCAGAGGGGCUGAGGCUCGUGAGGAGCGCUUGUGAGGAGUGGGGUUUCUUCCAAAUGGUGAACCACGGUGUGGACCACGCGCUGAUGGACAAAGUGAGAGCAGCGUGGCGAGAGUUCUUCGAGCUACCGCUAGACGAGAAACGGAAGUACGCAAACUCACCGGACACGUAUGAAGGUUAUGGAAGCCGCCUUGGUGUUGUGAAAGGUGCUAAAUUAGAUUGGAGUGAUUACUUCUUCCUUAAUUACUUGCCUUCUUCCAUAAGAAACCCCUCCAAGUGGCCAUCUCAGCCUCCUAAGAUCAGAGAAUUGAUCGAAGAGUACGGAGAAGAAGUGAGAAAACUGUGCGAGAGGCUGGUAGAGACGCUCUCAGAGAGUUUAGGUUUAGAACCAAAUCGUCUCAUGAAGGCCUUUGGAGGAGAAGACAAGGUCGGUGCUUCUCUGAGGACAAACUACUACCCAAAAUGUCCUCAGCCACAUCUCACGCUAGGUCUCUCUUCCCAUUCUGACCCUGGUGGCAUCACCAUUCUCUUCCCGGACGAGAAAGUCGCUGGCCUCCAGGUCCGUCGUGGUGAUGGCUGGGUCACCGUUAAAUCAGUCCCCAAUGCUUUGGUCGUUAACAUGGGAGAUCAGAUUCAGAUACUUAGCAAUGGAAUUUACAAAAGCGUGGAGCAUCAGGUGAUCGUUAAUCCCGGUAUGGAGCGAGUCUCUUUGGCAUUCUUCUACAACCCAAGAUGUGAUAUCCCGAUUGGACCAGUCCAAGAACUAUUAACCGAAAGCCGACCCGCUCUUUACAAACCGAUCAGGUUCGACGAAUACCGUCUUCUCAUUAGGCAAAAAGGUCCUUCCGGAAAGAACCAAGUGGACGCACUGUUAUCAAGUAGAUGAUUACUUAUUAUAUACAACCCAUGUAAAAUGUGUUAUUAUCCUAUUUGCAUGUACUUGGUAUAUACAGCCGUUACCAAAAUAAUAUGUAAUA
This is a messenger RNA of Capsella rubella, 1221 nucleotides long. Its product is annotated as probable 2-oxoglutarate-dependent dioxygenase ANS. NCBI's taxonomy places the organism in Eukaryota, Viridiplantae, Streptophyta, Magnoliopsida, Brassicales, Brassicaceae. Bases 69 to 1130 code for a protein of 353 amino acids. The record is from RefSeq and is a predicted model, not a curated record. The transcript is spliced from 3 exons.